Tupaia belangeri chinensis (Chinese tree shrew) is the source of this 1775-nucleotide messenger RNA. RefSeq names its product solute carrier family 1 member 6 (gene SLC1A6). The annotation marks the transcript as partial. Gene Ontology annotation, cellular component: plasma membrane. The transcript is spliced from 9 exons. Gene Ontology annotation, biological process: L-glutamate transmembrane transport. The record is from RefSeq and is a predicted model, not a curated record. Gene Ontology annotation, molecular function: neutral L-amino acid transmembrane transporter activity; L-glutamate transmembrane transporter activity; glutamate:sodium symporter activity. Lineage: Eukaryota; Metazoa; Chordata; Mammalia; Scandentia; Tupaiidae.
CGGCGGCUGCAGGAAAGCCUACAGCAGAGGGCGCUGCGCACGCGCUUGCGCCUGCAGACCAUGACCCGCGAGCACGUGCUGCGCUUCCUGCGCCGAAACGCCUUCAUCCUGCUGACCGUCAGCGCGGUGAUGCGGGUCCUGCCGCUCAUUGUCUCCAGCCUGGUCACAGGCAUGGCGUCCCUGGACAACAAGGCGACCGGGCGGAUGGGGAUGCGAGCAGCUGUGUACUACAUGGUGACCACGGUCAUCGCCGUCUUCAUCGGCAUCCUCAUGGUCACCAUCAUCCAUCCUGGGAAGGGCUCCAAGGAGGGGCUGCACCGUGAGGGCCGCAUUGAGACUAUCCCUACAGCCGACGCCUUCAUGGAUCUGAUCAGAAAUAUGUUUCCGCCCAACCUUGUGGAGGCCUGCUUCAAACAGUUCAAGACGCAAUACAGCACCAGGGUGGUCACCAGGACCGUCGUGAGGACAGAGAAUGGGUCCGAGCUGGGUGCCUCCAUGUCUCCUCUGUCCUCAGUGGACAAUGGAACCAGCCUCCUGGAAAAUAUCACCCGCGCCUUGGGCACCCUGCAGGAGGUGUUGAGCUUUGAGGAGACGGUGCCCGUGCCUGGAUCAGCCAAUGGCAUCAACGCCUUGGGCCUCGUGGUCUUCUCUGUGGCCUUCGGGCUGGUCAUUGGUGGCAUGAAACACAAGGGCCGUGUCCUGAGGGACUUCUUCGACAGCCUCAAUGAGGCUAUUAUGAGGCUGGUGGGCAUCAUAAUCUGGUACGCCCCUGUGGGCAUCUUGUUCCUGAUCGCUGGGAAGAUUCUGGAGAUGGAAGACAUGGCCGUGCUGGGGGGUCAGCUGGGCAUGUACACCUUGACUGUCAUCGUGGGCUUGUUCCUCCAUGCCGGUGGCGUCCUGCCUCUUAUCUACUUUCUCGUCACCCACCGGAACCCCUUCCCCUUCAUCGGGGGUGUGCUGCAAGCACUCAUCACUGCCAUGGGCACCUCUUCCAGCUCCGCGACACUGCCCAUAACCUUCCGCUGCUUGGAGGAGGGCCUGGGUGUGGACCGCCGCAUCACCAGGUUCGUGCUGCCCGUGGGGGCCACCGUCAACAUGGACGGCACUGUCCUCUAUGAGGCCCUGACUGCCAUCUUCAUUGCUCAAGUCAACAACUAUGAGCUCAACCUGGGCCAGAUCACGACGAUCAGCAUCACAGCCACAGCAGCCAGCGUUGGGGCUGCCGGCAUCCCCCAGGCGGGGCUGGUCACCAUGGUCAUUGUGCUCACGUCGGUCGGCCUGCCCACGGAGGACAUCACGCUGAUCAUAGCAGUGGACUGGUUCCUUGACCGGCUUCGUACGAUGACGAAUGUGCUCGGGGACUCGAUUGGAGCGGCUGUCAUUGAGCAUCUGUCUCAGAGGGAACUGGAGCUGCAAGAAGCAGAGCUCACCCUCCCCAGCCUGGGGAAACCCUACAAGUCCCUUAUGACACAAGAAAAGGGAGCGUCCAGGGGCCGAGGGGGCAAUGAGAGUGCUAUGUGAGGAUCCUCUAUCCCCAGCUCUGUCACCUGGAAAGGAGGAAAAAGGGCAGGGGAGGGGAGUCCUGGGGACAAUCUUCUUCCCAACUGACCAUGGGCUGAACACACACUCAUGUUCUGUUUGGCUUGUUUGGGGGGAAAACUGAGAUAAAGGAACAGGAAUGAAAGGUAUUCAAGGUCUCUGUUCCUCUCUAAGCAUAUGUCGAGAACUUGAAAGAGAGUGGUGAGCAAAGAAGGGGAUGAAAAAUGUCUCCUGCU